AUGACUACCCGUUACGCUCAAGCCCACCUUCCCACUCUCCUCGCCGGACCUGGUGAUGCCCGUCCGACUGCUUUAGACAUCAUCAAGGACAACGACUUGGAGAAUGCUCUCGGCGACAAGAUCAUGCUCGUGACCGGCACAUCCUCCGGCAUCGGUAUUGAAACUGUGCGCGCUCUCAAAGCCACCGGCGCAAAGAUUUAUGCCACCGCUCGCAACCUGGAGAAAGGCCGUCAGGCUCUUGCCGGGGUCCUGGAACCGGGCAAGGUCGAGCUUCUCGAACUUGAUACGGCAUCGUUCGCCAGCGUUCGCGAGUGCGCAAAGGAAUUCCUGGCCAAAGAAUCAAAGUUGAAUGUCCUCAUCAACAAUGCUGGCAUCAUGGCCGUGCCAGAAUGCAGACUGACCGAGGAUGGGUACGAACUGCAGUUCCAAACCAACCACCUUGGCCACUUUUUGCUGUUCCAGCUGUUGAAGCCAACCCUGCUGGCGUCUUCGACCCCGGAAUUUGCCUCCCGCGUCGUCAGCGUCUCGAGCAUAGGCCAUCGGCAAUCGCGCAUUGUCUUCGACGACCUCAACCUCCAAAAGCCGGGCGCCUACGCCCCAUUCGUCAGCUAUGGCCAAUCUAAGACGGCCAAUAUUUACAUGGCCAACGAGAUCGAACGUCGCUAUGGUGCCCGCGGCCUGCACGCCUGGUCUCUACAUCCCGGUGGCAUCGACACCGGGCUUCAAGUACACGUCGACUUCUCUGCGAUGAAGGAGAUUCCAGAGAUCCAACGCGCCAUGAAGUCUCCCGAUCAGGGCGCCGCCACCUCCGUCUUGGCCGCCGUGGAUAAGGAGCUCGAAGGCCAGGGCGGAAAGUACCUCGAUGAUUGUGCUGUCUCUCCACCGGUCAAGCCUGAGUUGGCCUCCGAGCUCGGUGCACCUGGCGCCGCCCCAUGGGUGUAUGAUGAGGAGGACGCGAAGAAAUUGUGGACUGUCAGCAGCAAGAUUGUUGGCGUUGAUGAGGUGUAG
This is a messenger RNA of Rhinocladiella mackenziei CBS 650.93, 1008 nucleotides long. RefSeq lists its product as uncharacterized. The coding region runs from base 1 to 1008 and encodes 335 amino acids. NCBI's taxonomy places the organism in Eukaryota, Fungi, Ascomycota, Eurotiomycetes, Chaetothyriales, Herpotrichiellaceae. The record is from RefSeq and is a predicted model, not a curated record. The transcript has a single exon.